AGUCGAGCGGUGUGUACGUUGCUUUGAAGUAUCGCGCGCCCCGCGACAAUCGCCGCGUUGGUCGACGGAAGAGAGAAAAAGAGAGAGAGAGGAAGAGAAAGAUUUGACCAGGGCCAGAGGUACACGCGUCAGAGGUACUCACACACGUGAGCCCUUUUCUUGACACUGAGAAACGAGAAGGCAAAGCAGGUGGCGGCACGCGAGUGCCGGUUGAAUCGCCGUCCACCCGCACGUGUUUUUCGGCUGUUUUUUUGUAAAAUCGUCCGGCGAGAGCCAGCGUAUCCCGGACAUCCUGUUCAGUGCGCGCACUGACGUUACGUACGUAUAUAUAUCGGAGCACGCGACGCGGAAGACACGUGUGAACGACGUCGGUCCGUUUGUGACGAUUACUCCCAAAACAUUCGUCGCGCGAGACAUUGUUUACGAGGCGCAGUGGCGCCGCAUCUUUUCUCUCUCUUUCUCUCUCCCCUCCCCCCCUCCCCCUUCCUCCUUUCCUCGCGCCCGCGCUUUCUCCACUCGGGCGGGAAGUUACGUUCGAGACGCGAGGGUACGAUGUGUCGCGCCGUUCGCAGUGUUUCACUCGGUUGACUUCGGACCCCUAAAAAGUGCUUCAUGUUCUGACUCCACGAUACUGUGAUUCUAUACGAAUCAGGUGAUUCUAUUUGCCGAGAAAGAAGAAGACUCCGAGAAAACAGAAUCUCAAUCGCGUCACGAAUUUCGCGUUUCGCGAUAGUGCGUGAAGUGAGCGCACCAAGGAAGGAGAAACAUCGAGUCGAAAAUCGAAUCGCGGCGGUUAUAUUAUCGUUCGGCGCGUCCUUCACCGAUACGUUUCAUUGACGCGUUUCGAAUCGCGCGAGAACGUUUCUUUGGCUCCCGCGGAGGCUCCUGCCAAUAAUUCAAAUUAAAGUUACCAUUUGCCACACGAGAAAUUCGUAUUGUAGGUCAGAAAGAAAAGACUCUCGCCUCGUCAACGUUGACGGGAAACGCACUCGUCGACGCGCUCGGUGUUACUCCGCGCGUCGCGACUUGCGUCGCGACCGGGGCCCCCGUCUAACAAGUAACAGUACUUCCUCGCGCUCGGUGGAAUAAAGCCUCUUUCCGUGGAACGGGACCCACCGCGCUGAGCGCUCUCCGCCGUGCUGCGCCGGCUCCGCUCGCACCUCGCGCGCCGCGCCGCGCCGCGAACGUACACCCAUCUCGCUCGCACCCGCGCGCGAACACUCGACGUCCCGUGCUAUCGUCCGCGAAGUAGUCUGGCCGGUCGGGCACGAGGGAGCCUCUCGUGAAAACCAGUCCUCGCGUAUAUACGCGUAUAUACGCGUACGCGCCGGUCGCUCCAUACGUUACGGACCAGAAGAGGCUGCGGUUUUGCCUUACGGCGCAAAGUGCUCCGGCUCCAACGAGCCUUCCGCACCUGCUCCGCGAUAUACGACUGUAUACGAGGAUUUUUGGCAGCCGGCAGGAGGCAGGAGGCAGGAGGAGAACGAUCGAACGGUCCGGCGAGAGACGAGAUCGUCGAGGGGAUUAAAAGAGAGAGAUCUGCGAGUUGAGGUGGGAUUGACAAAUCGAUCGCACGAGGAGGAGCGGAAAGAAGGAAGGAAGAAUCGUAUCCUGCCUGCCAUAUUUCGUUGCUUUUUGAAACGCCCGCGGAAAAUCGAGGGUGGACGAUAGAUGUCCGUUUCGUCGGUGCAUCAUUUUUCAAGGUGUUGUGACUAUCUUUGUGACUCUCUCGACCACGAGUCCUAUAUUUCCUCGUGGAGGCUUAUCCUGGUUUUUCGGAAAUUCAUGGUAUUGUAACCUGUCUUUGUAGGUCGGAAAUUUACUAAGGGAAUAUGGAGAAGAAGACUGUCUCAAAGGCCGACUUUUAAAAUAAUACAAAUAUUCGACAAUUCGACAUUGUCUUAGUCUGGAGGACAAUUGAAUGAAGAUUAAUUUAUAUCUUAAAACAACAAAUAUUCGACAAUCAUUAUAUCCGAAGACUGUGAUUAGCAUUUCAUUAUCACGAGAAACUGGCUUAUCUACAUUUGGAGGAAGCAGCCACAAUUGAGAGAAGACGAAGAUUAAUUUACGCCGAUUAUAAAACAGCAAAUAUUCGACAAUCAUUUAUCCGAGGACACUCUCUCUCUCUCUCUCUCUCUCUGUCGUCAGUAAAUUUCUUAUUAUCGCAAAAAGCUGACUGCGUUGUCUUAAUCUGAAGGUAGGAGCCAUAGUUAAAAAAAGAUCAAUUCACGCCGAUCCGAAAGCAACAAACAUUCAACAAUUAAUUAUCCCGUGGACUGUCAUUAGCAACUGUCAUUGUGGACUCAUUAUCGUCACAAGAAGAUUGUAUUGUCUUCGUCCGAAGGCGAAAUUGGCAGGGCCACGAAUUGAAAGAAGAUCGGACGAGGAGCAAAACGGUUUAUGCGUAAAGUUCGCGGCGACGUCGGGAUAUUUCGGUAGCACGCGGACUUGGACGCGGAUCGAGGGCGAAGAGCGCUCGACGUUUUAUCGUCGAAACGCAUCGGAAAGCAGGUUAGCGAUCCCAUCUCGUUUGCGGGCGAGCGCGAUGCUCGCGUCGGCGCGCGACGCCCGUGUCUCGCCGACCGCCGCCCGCGCCGCCGCGUGCGCGAUUCCGUGGUCACCGUGCCGAUUUCCGGCGGAUAGAGCGAGCGAGGAAGUCGAUACGGGGAGAUCAACGGCCGUUCCGGAAAGGAAUCUGGACUCCUGAAAAGGAUCUCCCUGGGAGGCAAGAAAAGAGAGAAGUAGGAACGGAGUUACUUGGAGAAUACAUGGAAAGUAAUGCGAAAUCGAGAUAGGGAGUCCCCUCUAUGAAUAUGAAUUGUGGACAAACGAUACACCACACGGCUUGGCUGAUGUAUUUUCGGAGUCUAUAGUAUAUUCGGUGGAUGCAUUCACGCUUACGCGCGGAUUUGGAAGGAUUACGUGCAGCAACGAAGAGAAGUGCGAAUGGACCUUCGCAAAAUCAGAGGUUAACCGGGGAGAAAGAGGAAAAGGUGGAAGAAGAUAUAGGGGCCUUUCGCCGCUCGCGACCUAAGUUUCUCGGUCGCCCGCGAGUCCCACUGAGCUAAUUCGCGGCGCUCUUUUACACCUCGCGAUGCUCCGGUGAAGGUGUACGAUCGUCAACUACUUCCGUUCAUAAAGGAGAAGGUUCCUAAGCGUUCGAAAGAAAAAUUAUAAAAUCAUCCCGACGACACUCACCUUGGUCUCUCUCGCAAAGAAGACACAGGAGAGACUUAAUAAUUUAACUUGCAUAAUUUAUUUGAAUGCUAAGCAAUAGGAAACUUGGAAAAGUCGACAGCAACGCGAAGGUGGUGACCUCCCUGUGAUGUUUUAAUUUUGCGACCGUUAAUUUUGCGCCGUUUUUCGCGAGAUGUUAAUGUGAUCCAAGUGCGAGGAUAUCUCUUCUACGUUUCGCUAUAGUGUGAUCUUUUCGAUACUUAAUAAUAACCGUACAAUUGUGUUCCGCGUAUCGACGAACUUCUCGCCAGUGUUUUGAUCCCGCGGCUGAUUAUCGAGUGUGACGAAUCGGAGGGAAGCAGCCGUGAGCGGAGCGAAGAGGAAGGAGGCAGACAAAUCUGACGGACGGUGAAAGAAGAUACAAUUUGGAGCGGAAGACAGGACGACCCAUCGAAGAUGAAGACCACACAACGAGCUCUAAGCUUCGACGAGACGUCGAUGGACAGCUGCAUAUUGGCUACUAUCGACGAGGGCCGCCGAGUCAGUGACUUAUCGGGCGAGUCGAUGAAGGACAGUAACGAGGUGGAAGUGACGUCAUUGGAGGAAGCCAAGUCGGUCAUAGCGGCACUCAGAGCGAGACAGCGGGCACAAGCCCACCAAAUGCUCGCUUGGCGAAGAACCCUUAAAUUGCAGGAGGACCUGGUGGCUCGAUUGACGCGGGAAAAAGCUGAGCAGCUGCGGACGUUGUCGUCGCAACUUCUGCUGUUCGAGUCAAGGCUCUGCAGGAAGCAGAAGGAAAUCGAAGCCAGUCUGAGUCAGCGAGAAUCCAUUAUUUUACGACAACAAAGGGUGAUCCGGCAGUUGCAGAACAGAUUGGCGGAGAGGAGCACGAGCACUCGGGACUCGCCACCUUGCGACGCCCUGGACAGAUUAGACAGUCUCGGGGAUAGCGACAGCGCCGUGGUGCUCGAGGAAACCGCGGACGAUCCUGCCCCACCAAGAUUUCGUUCUAACAUUACUGAUGUAACUGUGAUCCGUUCCGUGUCCGAUGCGGUGGAACCGUCGAACAAGUAUUCGUCGAUGCGACGUUGCAAUGGUUUUCUCAGAAGACCGGAGAUUCUGGAAACCGUGUAUUCCGUGGAGGAAGACGGUGACAGCGAAAAUAAUCAGGAUCCGUCGGAAUCGACAGAGAAUUCGGAAUACGAAGACAGGAGAAUGAAAAACUUAGGCAACGGAAAGGGCAGGCUUCAGGAUCUCUACGGCAGUUUCGAAAGGUUGGCUCAAGAUACAGAUUCUCCACCCAGCGAAAGACCUAGAGACGAAAGCCAACAGGCGCAGGUGACAUACAAUAGGGUAAUGAGCAAUCACAGAUCCGUGACGAAGCCAAAAGAUGUGAAGUACAAGAGGAUAAAUAAGGCAAAAUCGAAAAGUCUUGAAGAACUUAGAGGACGUCUUAGAAAUUGGGUCGAGAAAGGAAAUAAAAUAGCUAUAUCGUUGGAUCAGUCAUAUGCUUGAGCUUACUAUCCUUAUAUAUGAAAGUAUAUAAAUUAUUAUUUUAUGAACGAAAACGUGUAAUGCCCAAAAUUAUAAUUCUAUUUGUAAGAUUAAGGAAUGGACUUUUAUCUUUAGUAAAGUCGCUACUCUAUUUAAUUGAAAUAUCAUCGCUCCAUGUGAUAUUUACUGUAAUAUUUUGUCAUGUUAAUUAUGCACCUAGAUCAAAGAUAAAUGAUUCGAAACUUGUGAUAUGAUUUUAUUAUAUACAAA
Molecule: messenger RNA, 4941 nt
Organism: Trachymyrmex septentrionalis
Lineage: Eukaryota; Metazoa; Arthropoda; Insecta; Hymenoptera; Formicidae
Exons: 6
Coding region: 3634-4692 (352 amino acids)
Source: RefSeq, a predicted model, not a curated record